AGCAGCCAAUUGAGGGUGAAGGAGGAGGGAAAAAUAAACUGGAAAAAAAAAAAAAAAAAAAAAAAAAAGAGGAAAAAAACCCCAAACUCGGGGAUUUUUGUCCUGCUUGGAGUCCGAAUUGGAGCUGCAGCCAUGAGGGGUGUGGGACUGCUCCUGGCCCUGAUCCUGCUCCCAGGGGUCGCUGAGGGGUUCAACAUCGACGUGGGCACUGCCAGGGUGUUCCUGGGGCCAGCGGAGUCCCAGUUUGGAUACCGGGUGCUGCAGUGGGGCAGUGGCGGGGACAAGGGGCUGCUCGUGGGGGCCCCGUGGGACGGGGACGGCCGAGGGGACAUCUACAGGUGCCACAUGGGACCCCCGAACUCCUCCUGCGCCAAGGCCAACCUCGGUGCUGCGGUUCCGUGGCUCAGCAGCAGCGCCGGGCACCUGGGCAUGACCCUGGCCGAGUCCGGGGACGGGGGAUUGGUGGCCUGUGCCCCGCUGUGGUCCCAGCAAUGCGGCACCUCCGUGUUCAGCCCCGGCCGCUGCGUCCAGCUGGACCAGGAGCUGCAGCUGGUGGCCACCAUGGCCCCCACGGCCCAGCGCUGCUCCACCUUCAUGGACAUCGUGGUGCUCCUGGACGGCUCCAACAGCAUCUACCCCUGGGAGGAGGUGCAGGCCUUCCUGGGGAACGUUCUGGAACGCUUCUUCAUCGGGCCGGGGCAGACACAGGUGGGGGUGCUGCAGUACGGGGAGCACGUGGUGCAGGAGUGGGCGCUGGGGCAGCACCCCACAGCCCAGAGCCUGCUGGAGGCCGCGCGGAACCUGACCCGGCAGGAGGGGAGGGAGACCAGGACGGCCAUGGCCAUCCGGGAGGCAUGCACGGAGUCGUUCAGCCCGGCGCGGGGCGGGCGCCCGGGGGCCGCGCGGCUGCUGCUGGUGCUGACGGACGGGGAGUCCCACGACGGGGACGAGCUGCCCGCGGCGCUGGCCGAGUGCGAGCGCCGCAACGUCACCCGCUACGCCAUCGCCGUGCUGGGGCAUUACCUGAGGAGGCAGCAGGACCCCGAGGAUUUCAUCCGGGAGAUCAAGUUCAUCGCCAGCGACCCCGAUGAGAAGUAUUUCUUCAACGUCACGGACGAGGCCGCCCUCAACGACAUCGUGGAUGCUCUGGGAGAUCGGAUCUUCAGCCUGGAAGGCACCCACGGGGACAACGAGAGCGCCUUCGAGCUGGAGAUGUCCCAGAUUGGCUUUUCCAUCCACCACCUCGAGGGUGACGUGUCCCACCCCUCCCAGCAGGACGGGAUCCUCUUUGGCAUGGUGGGAGCCCACGGCUGGGAGGGCGGCGUGCUGGCGGAGCGGCGGCGCGGGCGCGUGGUGCCGGCCCGAGGGGCGUUCCAGGAGGAAUUCCCGCCGCAGCUGAGGAACCACGCGGCCUACCUGGGGUACUCGGUGUCCUCGCUGCAGCUGCCGGGGGGGCAGCGCCUCUUGGUGGCCGGUGCCCCCCGGUUCCAGCACAAGGGCAAGGUGGUGCUGUUCCAGCUGGACCCCGCGGGCACCGUGACCGUGGCCCAGGCGUUAACGGGGGACCAGAUCGGCUCCUACUUCGGCAGCGAGGUGCUGGCCCUGGACCUGGAGGGAGAUGGGGACAGCGAGCUGCUGCUGGUGGCAGCGCCCUCCUACCUGGGCGGGCAGAGCUGGGAGACCGGGAGGGUCUACGUGUACCGGGUGGGGCAGGAGCGCCUGAGCCCCGCGGGGUCGCUGCUGCCCGAGCCGAGGCCGCAGGAUUCGCGCUUCGGCUCCGCCCUGGGCGCGGUGCCCAACCUGAGCCAGGACGGGCUGGCCGGAGCCGUGGUGGGCGCCCCGCUGGAGGACGGGCACCGAGGGGCGCUCUACGUGUUCCACGUGGCACCGGGCACCCUCCUGCCCCAACGCAAACAGCGCAUCGAGGCGGCGGCGCUGGGCUGGAGCCUGCGGUACUUCGGGAUCAGCGUGGACGGACGGACGGACAUGGACGGAGACGGACUGGUGGACGUGGCCGUGGGGGCGCAGGGGGCGGCCGUGGUGCUGCGGUCCCGCUGGAUCCUGCAGGUGGCCGCGGCGGUGUCGGUGGAGCCGGCGGCCGUCAGCGUCACCCGGCGGAACUGCCGGCGCGGCGGCUCCGGGGCCGUCUGCCUCCGUGCCCGCCUCUGCUUCCGCGCCCAGAGCCGCUCCCGGAGCGCCCCCCCGGGCAUGGAUGUGGCUCUCCGGUACAACGCGUCCCUGGAGGAGCGGGGCCCGGGAUCCCGAGCCGCCUUCGACUCCGGUGCCCGCCGGCUGCUGCAGCGCCGCGUGGAGCUCCCGCUGGGCCGGCAGAGCUGCGCCCGCGUCCCCUUCCACGUCCUGGACACCUCGGAUUACCUGCGGCCCCUCAGCCUCAGCCUCACCUGGGCGCUGGAUGAGGCCGCGAGCGGCUCCGUGCUGGAUGAGGCGUCUCCCACCUCCCUCCGCAAACUGAUCCCGUUUUUCAAGGAUUGCGGCGACGACGACGAGUGCGUCACCGACCUGGUGCUCAAGGCCACCACGGACAUCGUGGGCUCCAGGCAGAGCCCCCACGUCCUGCGGAAAGGCCGGAGGAGGAUGCUGGUGGAGGUGGAGCUGGAGAACCGCAAGGAGAACGCCUACAAUGCCAGCCUGUGGCUGCAGCUGCCUGGGAACCUCCACUUCUCCAGCCUCGUGCUCCAGGAGCCCAGCUCGGUGAAGUUGGAGUGCUCGGCCCUGGGGGGGCAGCGCCGGCGCUGCAGCGUGGGGUACCCCGUGUUCCGCUCGCAGGCCAAGGUGUCCUUCACGCUGGAGCUGGAGUUCAGCUGCUCCGUCCUGCUGGACCGCGCCGAGCUCACGCUCAGGGCCACCAGUGACAGCAGGGAGGUGACACCGCAGGACAACGUGGUGGAGCUGUCGGUGCCCAUCCGCUACGAGGCCAACGUGUUCCUGUCCAGUGCCACCAACCUGCCCCGCUAUGAGCUGCACCCCCUGGGCACCUUCAGCUCCAGCGCCGGCCCCGAGUUCACCACCACGCUCAAGGUGCAGAACUUGGGGUGCCACCCCCUGCAGAACCUCACCCUGCACAUGGCCCUGCCCGCCCUGGGCCACCGCGGGGCCCCCAUCCUGUCUGUCACCCGGCUCCUGGCUGCCAACGCCUCCUGCAGGCUGCACCCCCCCAGCGAGGGCACCCCGGUGCCCCCCGAGGAGCUGCGGCACAGCGAGAGGCUGGACUGCUCCAGCAGCCGCUGCCGGGGGCUGAGCUGCGGCCUGGCCGGGCUGGGGCGGGGCGGGGGCGCCUCCAUCGAGCUCCGGCAGCGGCUGCACGAGAGCUCCUUCGGCGGGGUGAAAUUCAGGAGCCUGAGGAUCGUCAGCAAUGUCUGGCUGGGGGGAGGGGGGGCUCUUGUGCUGGAGGAGGGGGCGCAGCACAGGGAGCUGGUGCUGGAGGUGCUGCGGGCGCGGCGGCUCCCGGUGUCCCUGUGGAUCCUGAGGGGCAGCGCCCUGGGGGGCCUCCUGCUGCUGGCCCUGCUCAGCCUCGGCCUCUGGAGGCUGGGAUUCUUCUCCCACCCGAAGCCCCCCCAGGAGGAGGAGGAGGAGGAGGAGGAUGAAGAGCCCUGAGCGAGGUGACAGCGCCGCUGGUGGCACGAGGACACCCAGCAAUGUCCCUGUGGGGUUUGGGGUCGGUGCAGGGACCAGGAGCAGCCCCGGGGAUGGAGAGGGGAAAGUGGGGAUGGAUGGGAU
This is a messenger RNA of Melospiza melodia melodia, 3738 nucleotides long. RefSeq names its product integrin alpha-10-like. The record is from RefSeq and is a predicted model, not a curated record. Gene Ontology annotation, biological process: cell-matrix adhesion; cell-cell adhesion; integrin-mediated signaling pathway. Gene Ontology annotation, molecular function: integrin binding. Gene Ontology annotation, cellular component: external side of plasma membrane; integrin complex. NCBI's taxonomy places the organism in Eukaryota, Metazoa, Chordata, Aves, Passeriformes, Passerellidae.